AUGGAGGCGGAAAUUGGUCACAUGUACAAGGGGAUCGCUGGUCCCUUCAACACUCCCCUUAGCCACGCGUGUGUCACUUCCUGUCUUCCAUUGAACCAGAAACCAUUCUCUGAUGUGGGCUCUGGGAACGGAAACUACCUGGGCAUCAACCCUGAAGUGAUUGCGCUCUACCCCCAGCCCUACUCCCAGCCCUACCCCCAGCCAUAUUCCCAGCCCUACUCCCAGCUCUACCCCAAGCUCUACCCCCAGCCCUACUCCCAGCCCUACCCCCAGCCAUAUUCCCAGCCCUACUCCCAGCUCUACCCCAAGCUCUACCCCCAGCCCUACUCCCAGCCCUACCCCCAGCCAUAUUCCAAGCCCUACUCCCAGCUCUACCCCAAGCUCUACCCCCAGCCCUACUCCCAGCCCUACCCCCAGCCAUAUUCCCAGCCCUACUCCCAGCUCUACCCCAAGCUCUACCCCCAGCCCUACUCCCAGCCCUACCCCCAGCCAUAUUCCCAGCCCUACUCCCAGCUCUACCCCAAGCUCUACCCCCAGCCCUACUCCCAGCCCUACCCCCAGCCAUACUCCCAGCCCUACCCCCAGCCCUACUCCCACCCUCCCUACCCCCAGCCUCAGCCUUAUUCCCAGCCCUACUCCCAGCCCCAGCCUUGCUCCCAGCCUUACCCCCAGCCCUACUCCCAGCCUAAGCCUUAUUCCCAGCCCUACUCCCAGCCUUACCCCCAGCCCUACUCCCAGCCUUACCCCCAGCCCUACUCCCAGUCUUACCCCCAGCCUCAGCCUUAUUCCCAGCCCUACUCCCAGCCUCAGCCUUAUUCCCAGCCCUACUCCCAGCCCCAGCCUUGCUCCCAGCCUUACCCCCAGCCCUACUCCCAGCCUUACCCCCAGCCCUACCCCCAGCCUCAGCCUUAUUCCCAGCCCUACUCCCAGACCCAGCCUUGCUCCCAGCCUUACCCCCAGCCUUACCCCCAGCCCUACUCCCAGCCUUACCCCCAGCCUUACCCCCAGCCCUACUCCCAGCCUCAGCCUUACCCCCAGCCCUACUCCCAACCUUACCUCCAGCCCCGCUCCCAGCCCUGCUCCCAGCCUUACCUCCAGCCCUGCUCCCAGCCCUACCCCAGCCCUACCCCAGCCCCAGCCUUAUUCCCAGCCCUAGCCCCAGCCCUGCUUCCAGCCUUACCUCCAGCCCUACCUCCAGCCCUACUCCCAGCCCUACCCCAGCCCCAGCCUUAUUCCCAGCCCUGCUCCCAGCCUUACCUCCAGCCCUGCUCCCAGCCCCAGUCUUAUUUCUAG
Messenger RNA from Oncorhynchus gorbuscha (pink salmon), 1293 nucleotides. Its product is annotated as early nodulin-75-like. The transcript has 4 exons. The record is from RefSeq and is a predicted model, not a curated record. NCBI's taxonomy places the organism in Eukaryota, Metazoa, Chordata, Actinopteri, Salmoniformes, Salmonidae. The coding region runs from base 1 to 1293 and encodes 430 amino acids.